Molecule: messenger RNA, 3681 nt
Organism: Eimeria necatrix
Lineage: Eukaryota; Apicomplexa; Conoidasida; Eucoccidiorida; Eimeriidae
Exons: 7
Coding region: 1-3681 (1226 amino acids)
Source: RefSeq, a predicted model, not a curated record
AUGGCGGUGGGGGCCACCUGCGAGGUGAAAGACGGGGAACCCUCACCGUCCCCUACUGCUGCUCAGACUUCGGCAGCAACAGUAGCAGCACCAGUAGCUGUAGCCGCAAAAGCACCUGCCGCAACAACAGCAGCAAUUGAAGCGACAGAUGCAGUCGCAGAAGACUUUUUCGAGGCAGUUUCUGCCCAUCAACGGGAGCAGAGUAGGCGAGGCGCGGCUACGAACACACCUCCUCUUUCCCCCACCCCCAUUUCCGGUGGAAACACGUCAGAAGUCAGAUUAAGUGAAGAUGGGAAACAUCCGCUGGAAAGUGAUACAUCGGGAGGUCACGCAGUACUACAGUUUUCUGAAGGCGCUGCACCUGUGAAGGGACCCAACGGAGGACACCCCUUUACUGGCAAGCAGCCUCCACAAAGGCCCCUUUCUGAGGAAUGCAUUCAGAAGACCCUGAUUCAAGGGCACACUCAGGUGGCUUUCCUAACGGCGCCAAAAAGAGCCCCAGAUCCUCGCUGUUUCAGUGCCAGAGCCGCAGAGGCGGCUCCGUGUGAAGCCCGCGAAGAGGCCCCUGCUGCACUCCCCAGCAGUAGUAGACUAGCUGAAAAAGGCAUUGCGUUGGCAGCUUCGUUUCCAGAAGCUGUGCCCACAGCACUCCAGCUGCCGUUCACUGAGAAAGCAGCUCCCGUGAAGGCUGCCGUGGGGACGGCCGGGUCACCGGAUGCUUCCAGCAUUGCGCCUCAUUCGACUUCGCCAGCUGUCAGCAUCGUCGCCACACUAAAUGCGAAGAAACAGCAGAAAGAACAGAGGAAAUGGCAAAAAGAAGAGCAGCAGUAUCAAGCGCAUCAGCAGCCUGAGGGGAAAAAGACACUUCUGCCACUUGAUUUGCAGAAAGCGCACGCUGCGCCCGACGAAGACCUGUUGGACCAACUGCACCGACUGUCCACGAAAAUUCAAGCUCAAGAGGACGAAAAGCGUGUAAUGGCGGAAGAGAGCUUCCAACUGGAGCAAAUUCUCAAACGACAGUACCACGCGGAUAUCCGACAAAAGUCCGAGCAGAAUAAGCAGCUGGCCCUUGCAAACCAAAUCCUUCAAAAACAGAUUGAAAAGUUGAGUACGGAGUGUGAAGGUCUCCGUGGAGCAGUUGCGGUUGCCGAGGAGGUCUUAUCAGAUUUCUUUCACCGUCAAAUGCGACCACAACUCGUGCUGUCGCCCGUCAGCCAAGAAGAGGAGCCUGCUUCGCCUCUUUCUCCGUAUUCUACCGUCGAAGGAAGGUUCAACAAGUUGUUUUUAGCUCUAAAUAGGGCAUUGACGGCAGAGAGGAGCACACUCGACACACCAACACGACAAGACCUGCAGCGGCGACUGGAAGCAGCAGCAGCAUUUUGCCGCGCAACCUCUGCCGCUGCUGUUGCUGCGGCCAGUUUCUCCCCCACGUCUUCGAACAGGCCACAGCCGGGCACACAAACUGUGAUUUGGCCAUCUGCGGGGCUCGUCCCUCGAGGUUUCUCUGUAGCGGCUGCACUGCCAGAAAUAGGAACUGCCGCAGUAGCAGCGACAGCAGCGGAAGGGGUUGGGUCUUUCAAAAAAGAUGUGAUUUCCACAAGGCCGCUCGCAGGGGCGGAUGCCUCUCACCCUAGCAGCCAGGCCCAGUUGGAGAGUCUGAAGCAACAGAUUGAACGACUUCGCGAAAAUUUAGGGGCGUUCACAGAGGGAUUGCUCCAUGCACACGAAAGACACCUUCGGACGCACAAGUCUCUCAAAGUGACUGCAAAACCGGAAUGGCACCCAGAAAAGGUGGAAGCUUCGAAAUAUGCGGAGGCUUCCCUCGCGAAACGAACAUUUUCUCGGUCCCCGAAAUCAGAAAAUACGCAAUGUGAAGCACUAGAGAAAGAGUUCUUGGAGGCCAAACCGGCUGCAGUGACAACAGCCGCACCUGCAGCAGUAGCAACAACGACAGCGGAAAAUAUAUCAAAAGCUGUUCCCGACAACAUCAGCGCCACUAUCACAUCUGCAACGGGCAAAGCAAAGUCCCUAUGGGGUGCUGCUACGAAGGCAGGGUACAGAGGGGCUUCUACGCUGCAGAUGCCUUCGCAGGGCGAACGAGUGCGAGGCGCUGUUUUGCUUCCUGCUGCACCUCAGGAAAAGCAAAAACAUCAGAAGCAGCGCUCAAGCCCUUGCAGUGCGGAAGGAUCUUGGGGAUAUUGUCUGCCGCCUGGAGGGGGUGCCUUAUUAGGGUCGUGUUGUGAAAAGCCUCCAAAGUCUGGGGUGGUGCUUCCGCCUCUUCGGCAGCGGCAACAGAGUAGCAGGGGCCCCUGCACGCGGCAAAGGGUCCCUUCCGGGGGACACUCCGUUUCCAUGAGGCAUUUUGGAGGGGUUCAUCCCUCCGCAUCCGCGGCUAGUUUACUGCCAGCCCUAAAACCUGCUGCUUCCGCCGCUGCUUCUGCCGCUUGUAGAGCGGGGCUGGUGGGCUCUGCGUCUGCAGUUGACCUCUCCGUGGUGGGGAGACCUUUGGGGCCUUCCCGAGUGGCUUCUACUUACCCAGUAUCGAUGUACGCAGGUCCCAGGUACAACCACUAUACUGCUGCUGUUGGAGGCCUUCAAGGAGGACCGCUUUUGGGGCCCCUCCCUCUCCCAAGAAGGCUGCAACAACAAGGCGUUGUACCAACGGCAGGAGUCAAGAAGCACUGGGCUGCCCCAUCCCGGAGCAACAGCAACAGUAGCGGCAAGGUGUUUAGCCGUACAAGGCGUAGUUGUUCUCCCAUCAAAGAAAAUAGCGUGCGGGGGACCCUAGAAGAAGAAGCGUCUGCUAGCGGGUCCCCAGCUGCGGGAAACCCUCCGUAUUUUUCUGGCGCACAUCUCUGCAUCGAGUCAAAAGUCAGCCCAUCUGCAGCAGAUGCUCGCAUGCGGGGCCCUCACGGAGCGCGUCUCAGGGGACCUGCCAGGCAAGGCUGUGGACCCACAGGGACCUGGCGGUCAGUGGAUGUAGGAGGGUUCCAAGGGGUUUCAAACCCAGCCCUCAGAGGUGCUUCACUCUAUGCUGUAACACCUCCCAGAGAGCUGUCACCUAUAGGGAUGCAAACGAUGGAUUGGGGUAGAGGUAUAGCCCCUUCCUACGGUGAGGGUAACGGAGUGUUCAGCAUGGCCUCCGCGGCUAAGAGUGGCACAAUGCGUCUUGAAACUGCAGCAGCAGUAGCAGCAAGGUUGAUCUCGCCCUCAUCAGGGACCUUUGUAAGUUCCUAUAGCCAGCCGCCAAGAGGAAAAAAUUCCAUGGAGGCAAUGGCGCAUCUAAAUCACGCUCUACUGAACCAAAAACAACAACAGGUCUUCCUCACGGCACUCACGUCUCGUGCGGCAGCAACCGCAUCAGCAUCACGGUGCGACACCGGGACUGUACGUAGUCCGCUUAAUGCAUGCAGCCCUGUUGAUUGCCGCUGUGCUACCCCUCUUUGUGGGAGGUCUCUGCCGCUCUCUACUGUCCCGAUGGGGCUUGGAGUACCCCUAGGGGAUUCGCGUCCAGCUGCGGGGAAAGUCGGAGGCCCUUGGGGAGCCUGCAGUUUGCUCAGCCCUCUGUGCUAUUCUAAUCCUCCAGUCAAAAGCCCAAAUAGUAGCCGCAGCAGCAGCAACAUCCAAAACAUACAAAGGCAAAAGGACGACGUAGGAGAAUUGUCCCAGAAAAGGCUAUAA